Messenger RNA from Oikopleura dioica, 876 nucleotides. NCBI's taxonomy places the organism in Eukaryota, Metazoa, Chordata, Appendicularia, Copelata, Oikopleuridae. The record is from the annotation of a GenBank genome assembly.
AUGAAGACAUCAUUUGCAGCGUUAUUGGGAAUAAUAGCAUCUGAACAAGUUGUUGUUACAGACCGAACUGUUCCUCCAAAACACCCGAAAAAUCGUCUAGCAAGAUUGAAUCUGAUCUGCUCGGUGAUUUUCGAGAAGACAGAAUGGAUGCUACCUGCGCGGGCAGCCGGCCUGAUGCAAAUGUGCAACACGUGGUCUCUCAAAAUUAAUUCAAAAAUUGACUCCUCGUCAUGCUUCUUCUACGACGCGGAGCUCCGGCCACAUGGCGGACCAGGACUGAACGAUAACCCUGCGCCAGUGGAUCCAUCGAAGGUUCAUGCUCUCUGGGACACUGGAAAAAUACAGUGGGGCUCAAAAUCACGAAAACGGCGCUCUGAUUUUGCGGAAGGAAUCCCUCAACAAUUUUGGUUCGACUCGAUUUGGGCAGAUGGGCCACGAAGACUUCAAACAUUGGAUCCGUCUCGAGACGACUACGCUCACCCAGACUUUUUUGAUGCUAAAAAAACUCUGCAGCUCGAGCUCGAGUUUUGCCAGGACGAAUGUGACGGAGACAAGCGAUGCGCAAAGAGCUGUGUGCCCAACGCCAAAGAGGUGCGAGGCAAUGGCUCCCGAAUGCGUGACCGUAUCGAGCGCCAAGGACCCUGGAAGAGCGCCAAAUCGCUAGUGACUGGUUUCCGCAAAUUCGGCGAGAGAUAUCUGUCGAACUGCCACGGCCACCGGGCUGGCACACACAUGAAUAGGCGAGUGCGCAUGAUCCAACGAAUUUCUCACAAAUUCUUGAAGCAUUGCUCGCACGAGCAGUGCUCUGAUGAGUGGCUCUCGAAGAAUCGUUUCAACUGGGGUAAACGAAAUUUGCGCACUGACAUCGCCGGCUGA